Molecule: messenger RNA, 606 nt
Organism: Serinus canaria (Common canary)
Lineage: Eukaryota; Metazoa; Chordata; Aves; Passeriformes; Fringillidae
Gene: LSM8
Product: LSM8 homolog, U6 small nuclear RNA associated
Exons: 4
Coding region: 28-438 (136 amino acids)
Biological process (GO): mRNA splicing, via spliceosome
Cellular component (GO): U6 snRNP; precatalytic spliceosome; U4/U6 x U5 tri-snRNP complex
Molecular function (GO): RNA binding
Source: RefSeq, a predicted model, not a curated record
GGCGCCCCGCGAAGAGAGUCGGCCGCCAUGACCUCCGCGCUGGAGAACUACAUCAACCGUAUCCUCCGCAGCGGGGCCUGGUCGUGCGCCCGCUCUGCUGCUUGGGCACGUCCCUGUUGGCUGUGUCGGUUUCUCCUCUCGGCAGGUAUGACUAAAUGUUUCCUUAAUGAAAUAUCAGGUACUGUUGCAGUAAUUACUUCUGAUGGGAGAAUGAUUGUGGGAACACUCAAAGGUUUUGAUCAGACCAUAAACUUGAUUUUGGAUGAAAGCCAUGAACGAGUGUUCAGUUCUUCACAAGGAGUUGAGCAAGUGGUGCUGGGCUUAUACAUUGUGAGAGGUGAUAACGUUGCUGUGAUUGGUGAAAUUGAUGAAGAGACAGAUUCUGCUCUUGACUUGGGGAAUAUUCGAGCAGAACCUUUAAACUCGGUUGUGCACUGAAAAGAUGAAAAUGCACUGGGACUUUGUAAAUCUUUGAUUGUACAGACCUAUUUAGCAAUGUGGACAAUUUUUACAAAUUGUGUUUAAUUUGUUUAGUCACCAGUUUUGUAUUAUGAACAUGUUGUAGUUUUGCAUGUAAAUUAAAGUUUCUACAUUUUGCUAAAGAUA